AUGCACUGGUCCGCCAUACAGCUUGUUGUGAUAUCGCCCACGCUACUGCUGCUACUGACCUACCACCUGACAGACGAGUCUCCGCGCUGGCUGAUGACUUCGUGGAAGUUCAAGGAUGCUGAGCGGGUUAUCCUCUGGGCGGCUAGGAAGAACGGACUCCCGGAGCUGAACAAGGUGCGCCCAGCGUACUUCAGGGUCAAGGAGAGCGCCGUCUCGCGUGACGGGUUCACCGACAGGCCCACCAUCUUCAACAUCGUUAGCUCACCCCAGUUGCCAUCCCGAUCGCUUAUCGUUUGUGGUGUUGGUUGGUGGGUCAUCUUUAACUGCUACUACAGCAUAGCUCAAUACAAAUCGUUCGGAAGCGGUGCCGUCUACUUCUACAUAAUGAUCGGUAUCGCCAACAUGGUCACUCAGACCGUCAACUACUCGUACUUUGUCCUGAGGGGUUACGGCCGCCGGAAGCCGAUGUCGGCCUACAUGCUGGGGAUGUCGGUUUUGCUGACGUCACUGGCGCUAUUGGUGGCUCUGGGGAUAGAACUGGCGUUCGCGAAAGUCGCUGUCCCCACCACUUUCCUGGUGGAAGUGUCGUUCGCAACCAUGUUUGUGUUUACCGUCGAACUCUAUCCGACAGCGGUGCGCAGUGCUGGCGUGUGCGGCGCUUUCCUGUUCGAGCGCCUAGGCGGCGUCUCAGCGUCGCUUUUCAGCGACCUGCGACUUAUGGAUCCUCCCAUGGACAGGCUGAUCCCCAUGCUCGUCAACGCGGUCGUGUUCUUCACAUUAGGUUUGCUGUUGCUCUGGUUGCCAGAGACGUUGUCCACGAGUACAACCGACACCGGUCAGGAGGCUGCGCAAAAGGACAUGUGGAGGUUUGACUCACUGCUUAAGCGGAAGAAGAAGAGCAGACAGGUUCCCAGGAAUCGCAUCGCUCCAAAACUUGAGCGAUAG
Messenger RNA from Ixodes scapularis (black-legged tick), 945 nucleotides. RefSeq names its product organic cation transporter protein-like. The record is from RefSeq and is a predicted model, not a curated record. NCBI's taxonomy places the organism in Eukaryota, Metazoa, Arthropoda, Arachnida, Ixodida, Ixodidae. Gene Ontology annotation, cellular component: membrane. The transcript has a single exon. Gene Ontology annotation, molecular function: transmembrane transporter activity. Gene Ontology annotation, biological process: transmembrane transport. The coding region runs from base 1 to 945 and encodes 314 amino acids.